GGUCCAUCCUUAGCCACUCCCAUUUUCCAAAGUCUCUGUCCUGUAGUAUAAGAAUCAAUCAACAAGAAGAUCAAGUGGUGAACGAGCCACUUGAAAACACUGCAUCAAAUCUCAAGCUCACUGUCUGUUCUUGAUUGUUGAACUCCAUCGUUCCAAUGGCUUCUUCAUCGAAAUCCACCGGGCCAUACGCGGUCUUCUUGAGUUUUAGAGGUACGGACGUGCGUAACAGCUUCGCUGGCCAUCUCUAUAACGCGCUAGUCUGGAAUGGAAUACACACUUUUCGAGAUAACGAAGAACUGAGGAAGGGGCAGGAUAUAUCGAUGGUCCUGAAAGCCAUCGAAGAAUCGCGCAUCGCAAUCAGCAUUUUCUCUGAGGAUUACACUUCCUCAUGGUGGUGCUUGGAAGAGGUGGCCAAGAUUAUGGAGUGCAAGGAGCAAAAUGACCUCAUCGUUCUACCAGUGUUUUAUAAAGUAGACCCAAAAGAAGUGAGAGGGGGAAGAGCGAGUUAUGCACGAGGCCUAGCUAAGCAUGAGUCUAAGCACAGAAAGGAUUCGAAGGAAAUGGAGAGAUGGAAGGAAGCCCUUCGGCAUGCCGGUAGCUUGUCCGGGUGGACUUUGAAUGAUGGAGAUGAUGAGUCGAAGCUUAUACAAGAUAUUGUGAGGAACAUCUCAACUCGCCUAAGCCAAACACCUUUACAUGUUGCUGACUAUCCGGUUGGGAUAGAGUCACGAGUGGCUGAGGUGAAAUCAAUGUUAAACCUUGAGUCUAAAGAUGAAGUUCUCAUGGUGGGAUUAUGGGGACAGGGAGGUAUCGGAAAAACAACUUUAGGGAGAGCCAUUUAUAAUGAUAUUUCCAGACAAUUUGACGGUUCAAGUUUUCUGGCAAAUGUUCGAGAAAGAUCAAAGGAUUGCAUGGGUUUAGUUACUUUGCAAGAACAAUUACUAAAGGAUGCACUAUUAUUGCAGGAAAGAUUAGAGGUGUCCGAUGUCGCUAGAGGUAUUAGUCUAAUACAACAAAGACUCCGUCACAAAAGAGUUCUUGUCAUCCUCGAUGAUGUGGAUCACUUGAACCAGUUACGUGCUUUAGCGGGGAAAAUCAAUUGGUUUGGCAAUGGGAGUAGGAUCCUUGUUACAACAAGAGAUAGCCAUUUGCCGACUCCCAGGUUAGAUUGGGAUCAUCUGUAUGAAGUUAAAGCACUGGAUAACGGUGAAGCUCAUGAGCUGCUUAGUAAGCAUGCUUUUCCUCCGCACCACAAAUUAAAAAUAAGGGAAGAUCUUGUGGAUGGUGUUUUGGAUCAUGCUAAAGGCCUUCCUUUAGCACUUGAGGUGUUGGGUUCCUUCUUAUGUGGUAGAAGACAAGAUGAAUGGGAAAGUGUGCUAGACGGCCUUUCUAGAAUUCCUACGAAAGACAUCAAUGAUGUGCUCAAAAUAAGUUAUGACGGACUAGAGGCAAAUGAGAAAGAGAUUUUUCUCCACAUUGCCUGCUUCUUUAAGGGAUGGGAUUUUGAUCACGUUAAGAAAGUUCUUGAUAGUUGUGACCUUAAUGCGGUAAUAGGAUUACAGAUUCUCACCGAGAGGUCCUUGAUAAGAACCGAGUUCGGAUACAUACAAGUGCAUGACUUGAUUCAAUUGAUGGGUAAAGAUAUCGUGAACCAAGAAUCCGUCGAUCUCAAGAGACGCAGCAGACUAUGGCUGUAUGAGGAUGUUCUUGAUGUUACGUCACACGACAUGGGAGAUUGUGACGUAAAGGCCAUAGUGUUGAAGCCACUUGUGCCAGUAAAGAUAUCUAUUGGUCAUGAUGCUUUUACAAAGCUGAGAAGGCUGAGAUUGCUCAUUCUGCGAAAUGUUUCUUUCCAAGGUCCUAUACCUCCUGAUUUGAACAUUUAUCUCCGUGGUGGAGAGAUGCCAGAGUGGGUCCAUCCUAUUAAACAGGAUUCCAUAUCUUUCUUGGCUUCAAAGGACUUGUAUGACAAGUUUCUUGGAUUGGCUCUCUGUUUCGUUGUUGCCAAAUAUGAUUGUCCGCAGUUUGAGAUUUUACCACAUGUUAAUGGCAAAAGGCGAGAUGGUAAAAAAGGAGAUGCCUAUUGGUGUUUGGAUUCGGAUGAUAUCUGGCUUCGGUAUUUCACACCGUAUGAUUUGUGGGGAGAAGUUGAUUUUGGUCACAUUGAUGGGAAUUAUGUGCAAUUUAGCCUUACAGUAUUGACAACUUAUGUGAAAAAAUGGGGAUUCCGAACAAUAGCCAAGUCACAAGAGGACGAUUUAAAGGGUGUGCAUCUAGAUCCACCGUCCCUCUACGAGUUUGAUCAUCGACUCAAUAUAUCGGAAGCUGAGAGUUCACUUAUGCACGAAGAUACUUCGAGCAAAGCAGACCCUUGGAAAGACUUGCCAGAUCGUGCCAAAAAACUGCCGAGGAAACUAUCUGCCAAUGAAUCUAGCUUUAAUAAUGAGGUUGGUAAUGACUCAACAUAUCCAGAAGCCGAGACUUCACUAUCUGUUAAUGAAUCUAGCUUUGCUAAUGAGGUUGGUCAUGACUCAACAUUUCAAGAAGCCGAGGGUUCACAUAUGCACCAAGAUUGUCAGAUUAGUAUUGAGGAACAAAGUGAAAUAGGAUCAAAGAGAAAGCACACGCUUAUUCUCCCUCAAGGCUGGCUGCAUUUGUAG
Molecule: messenger RNA, 2660 nt
Organism: Rhodamnia argentea
Lineage: Eukaryota; Viridiplantae; Streptophyta; Magnoliopsida; Myrtales; Myrtaceae
Product: TMV resistance protein N-like
Exons: 4
Coding region: 156-2660 (834 amino acids)
Biological process (GO): signal transduction; defense response
Molecular function (GO): ATP hydrolysis activity; ADP binding
Source: RefSeq, a predicted model, not a curated record